Messenger RNA from Corythoichthys intestinalis (scribbled pipefish), 3065 nucleotides. It is a transcript of the gene srpra, whose product is annotated as SRP receptor subunit alpha. The transcript is spliced from 15 exons. Gene Ontology annotation, molecular function: GTPase activity; GTP binding; signal recognition particle binding. The record is from RefSeq and is a predicted model, not a curated record. Gene Ontology annotation, cellular component: endoplasmic reticulum membrane; signal recognition particle receptor complex. Gene Ontology annotation, biological process: intracellular protein transport; SRP-dependent cotranslational protein targeting to membrane. The coding region runs from base 117 to 2060 and encodes 647 amino acids. Lineage: Eukaryota; Metazoa; Chordata; Actinopteri; Syngnathiformes; Syngnathidae.
GCGUCACUUCCUGGUUCAGCAUCUGACGUGUCUAAAAGCUGUUUUGCACCAGUAGUGGAUGUAACUCGAGGGGGAUUUACUUUCUAUUUAAAUACUUUGGGUUACGUGUUGGCAAAAUGCUAGAUUUCUUCACCAUCUUCAGCAAAGGGGGGAUAGUGCUGUGGUGCUUUCAGGGAACCGGGGUCACAGAGUCAUUUACCGGUCCAGUCAACGCCCUCAUACGCUCUGUAAUUCUUCAGGAGCGAAGUGGGAAUAACCUGUUCACUCAUGAGGCCCUGAAUCUGAAGUAUAAACUGGACAAUGAGUUUGAGUUAAUUUUCGUGGUGGGUUUUCAAAAGAUCCUGACGCUGACCUAUGUGGACAAGCUCAUAGAUGACAUCCAGCUGCAUUUCAGGGACCGUUAUAAGAAUGAAUUGGAGCACAAGGGUGUGAUGAAGCUUCUUAAUCACAGUUUUGAGUUUGAGGAUGACUUCAAAAUGCUUCUUUGCGAGGCAGAACAGAGCAGCAAAGCUCGGAGCCCCGCACCAAUGCGCUCUUUCAAGGAGUCUGAAAAAUCCCAAAAAACUGUGAAGUCCAUGAUAGAAACAAAGGGUGGAGACAAAGAAAAGGAACAGGGUAGCAAAAAGAGCAAGAAUACCAAAAAGGAAGACCUUGUUAAAUCAGAUCAAGGUAAAGGCACAGCUCCUGCCUCCAAGCUGGUUGAGAAUGGCAACCAUGGCCUUACACCUGAAGAGAUCAUGCAGAAAAAGAGAGAGGAGUUCUUUCGCAAGCGCACAGCUGGACCUGCUGAAAAAGUCAGUAAGUCUCCGAAGCCUCAGAAGCCAAAGGGGAAACAGAUGCGCAUUUGGGAUAUGGGUGGUAACAGUACCAAGGACCUGGACUACAGUGAUAGGAAUGGAGAGAAUUCUCCUAAUGGUUGUGACCAAAACCAGGAUGCACCUGCUGAUCCUGGAAUGCAGUUAAGCUCCAUGAAGGGAGAUUUGCCGUCUGUGGAAUGUGAUUCCACUGAGGAGGAGGAGGAGGAAGAGGAAGAAGAGGAAAGAGUGGUUGUCAAUGCAACAGUCAAGAGCAGCACCAAGAAGAGUGGCGGUUUUGGGGGUAUGUUUGGCAUGCUGAAGGGCCUGGUGGGCUCCAAGAGUUUGAAUCUGGAGGACAUGGGGCCAGUUUUGGAGAAGAUGAGGGACCACCUCAUUGCAAAGAAUGUAGCAGCUGAAAUUGCUUCACAGCUUUGUGACUCGGUAGCCAAAAAGCUGGAAGGCAAAGUCAUGGGCACUUUCACCACUGUUGCCUCAACAGUAAAGCAGGCCCUGCAAGAGUCGCUGGUCCAGAUUCUUCAGCCUAAGCGGAGGGUGGAUAUUCUCAGAGAUGUCAUGGAGGCACAGAGUCAGAGGAGACCUUUCGUUAUUACUUUCUGUGGUGUCAACGGGGUUGGAAAGUCCACCAACCUAGCAAAGAUCUCAUUCUGGCUAGUCGAGAAUGGUUUUACGGUGCUUAUCGCAGCCUGCGACACGUUCCGCGCCGGAGCGGUGGAGCAGCUGCGAACCCACCAGCGCCGCCUAAACUCGCUGCACCCACCAGAGAAGCACGCAGGACGAACUAUGGUCCAGCUCUAUGAAAAGGGUUAUGGGAAGGAUGCUGCUGGAAUUGCAAUGGAGGCCAUUGCCUAUGCUCGCAACCAGGCUUUCGAUGUGGUGCUGGUGGACACUGCAGGGCGUAUGCAGGACAACGCCCCCCUCAUGACAGCACUGGCAAAACUCAUUGCAGUUAACAUGCCUGACCUCGUGCUAUUCGUCGGGGAGGCUCUGGUGGGCAACGAGGCAGUCGACCAAUUGGUUAAGUUCAACCAGGCUUUGGCUGACCACUCUAUGUCUGACAAACCUCGCCUCAUUGACGGUAUUGUCCUCACAAAGUUUGACACCAUUGAUGACAAGGUUGGCGCGGCUAUCUCCAUGACCUACAUCACAGGCCAGCCAAUAGUGUUCGUGGGCACUGGGCAGACGUACAACGACCUCCGCAGUCUGAACGCCCGUGCUGUGGUCAGCGCCCUGAUGAAGGCUUAAAGGCCAUGCGCGCUGAUCUUUGUUGUUGGACCUCACGAGGAAGCCAACACAAUCCUUUAGCUGUGCUGUCAAGAGAUGCUCAAGCCCCCUGCUAAAAGCCUGUGCUUAUAUGUGCUGCCCUCUCUCGUGUCCUAUUGUUCAGCUCAGGGCACUUUUCUCCCCAGCUUCAGGCCAGCGUGAAACGAAAGAGGUGUAACUGACAACCACACAACCAGAGGCUCUGCCCCUUUUUUUUAUUUAACAAAUGAUUUGGGCCAAAUUGAUAUGUACCUCAUUAUUCACUUGUUUUGAACUAUUCUUUUUCUGACUAAUGGGCCCCUGUUCACCUACUAAGAACUAGUCCAACAAAUCUGACACAUUUUGUCAUUCUUCCACCUAAGAAAGGUUCGGUUGACAGCAGCUGCCUGUGCCCGCACAAUGCUUUGUGACCAUAGUGCCUAUUUGUCUCCCGUUGUCAUGGUUACCUCUCACAUCAUGGACACAUGGAGCUAAUCCUACUCAAGAGGGAAAAUGAAGUUGAAAUUGGAUAUAAAUUUACAUAUAAACUAUUUUUACAAAGUGAACCGCAUGCCCAACAAGAGCAUUUGGACAAACGCAAAAAAAAAAACACCAACCUUACAAGAAUUGUUACAAAAAGCCCCAGUCAACCCACAAAUACAAAUGUGUGAUAAACAUUCAAUGGCUGUCGUGUCCUACUGCCCCCCACGGACAAAAAAAGUACCAUGGGCUCUGAUAGGAAAUCCCCUACCCCAACUUUAUUUCAUUCCUCACCAGCCUAAUAAGAUUAAAUCAUGGAAAAGACACAAAAAAUACUUUUUGUAAAUUAUUACUAUAACCCAUUUUCUUUAGGAUGGUUAUGUAUUCCUGAUUGGUUUCUUUCUUGGAGGAACUUAAACAUCUCACCCCUUUUACUUGCAGUAUAAGGGAAUCUACGGUUAUGAGCUAAUUUAUGAGAAUGUAAACAUUUCUAAAUAAAGCUGCUGUACACGGCCUGCAAUGUGGAAA